Molecule: messenger RNA, 1266 nt
Organism: Yamadazyma tenuis ATCC 10573
Lineage: Eukaryota; Fungi; Ascomycota; Pichiomycetes; Serinales; Debaryomycetaceae
Gene: SNG4
Product: Sng4p
Cellular component (GO): membrane
Source: RefSeq, a predicted model, not a curated record
AUGUGGGGCAUUUUGAGGACUGCAUUGACGGUGUACGUUCUGUUGUUUCUCAUUCUUAUCACCGUAUUAUCCAUUUACUGGGGAUCCUUCUACCAUCGCGAAAGCCGCUUGUCCAACCAAAAGACGCUAUUGGUGGAUCUUGACAGUCCCAUACGGGUCAACGGGACCGAAAUCCCCGGGAUCGGGCGGGACUUUGUGGACUUUGUCACUACUGAUUCAUGGGCUCAGGCCCGGUGUGGGUUCACAAUAGUAAACCUGCUGUACUUCAACGCUGGUGAAAACAUCACCGCCCGGGUGGCCCAGAUGGUGCGCCACCAGAAGUACUGGGGGGCGGUGGUAAUUGGGCCCAAUGUAACCGCUGGCUUGUACGAAGCCAUUCAGUCGCAGAAUGCUUCGGCUGCAACUCUCAUACCAUAUUUUAUCAACUGGUAUUACUUGAAGUCACGGCACUUGUCGACGUUCUCCACCACCUACAGGUACAGCUUGGAGGUUCUUGAGACGUUGUGGGUCAAUAACGGUAGUUUCAACACCCAAAGUACUAUUUUGCAACUGCUAUCUGCUAGUGAGCAAGUGCUGCUUCUAAGAAACAACGAAACAGUUCCACUAAUGACCCUCAAACCGACCAUCAACGAAGUCGAUUUGGGGGCUUCUCUGGAUAUCAGUGUGUUGGGACCUUCACAGCUUGGGUUGGUGUACGCCCAGUUAUUCACGGUAUACCAAUUUAUGUUCUUCCAGACCAUCUAUAAGGUGGUUCGUGAAAAAAUAAGUACCAGAAGCUACCUUUUCUUCCGGUGGGCGGCUUCAAACUUCAACGCGUUGUUUUUGAGUCUUGUCUAUUGUUUGGCAACCCUAGCGUUCCAGAUUUCCGUCACAGAUACUUUUGGACACUCGGGCUUUUUGGUGCUCUGGAUGAUUCUUUACAUGUUCAUUCUCACCAAUGGGUUCAUAAGUGACACGGUUAUUUCGUUGGUGAUGGCCUACGAGAAACCGUACUUGGUGGCUCCUUGCACGAUUCUUAACGUGGUGGUGAACUUGGCCACCACCUUUUCGCCGUUUGAACUCAUGCCCAGGUCCUAUAGAAUUGGAUAUGCGCUUCCCAUGUACAACACCUAUCAGUUGAUGCGGGUGGUGUUCUUUGAUUCGUGGAAGGGGACCAUGGGGGUGAAUAUAGGGGUGAUGUGGAUAUGGAUUGUUGUUGGGACCAUUGUGUCGAGUUGGGUGUUUGUGAUUGUUAAGAGACUAGAUGAGCUGAAGCGUCCCAAGUAA